This is a messenger RNA of Anopheles marshallii, 468 nucleotides long. RefSeq lists its product as uncharacterized. Bases 1 to 468 code for a protein of 155 amino acids. The record is from RefSeq and is a predicted model, not a curated record. The transcript is spliced from 2 exons. Lineage: Eukaryota; Metazoa; Arthropoda; Insecta; Diptera; Culicidae.
AUGAGUGUAGACGGUGUUGUAUUGGCCACCGAAAAUAACCAUACGUAUAAUAGGCGACAGCGUAGGGAUCGUCGAUGGUGGGCAAUAGAAUUGUUCCACCGUAGAGAACAAGCUGGAAACCGGCUGUUAGAUACCAUUAUGGCCGAACAGGUGAGCGAGACGAUCAAGACAUUCCUGCGGAUGACGAAGGAAGAUUUUGAUUAUCUACUAUCCCUUAUUGGUCCUAAAAUCCAACGGCUGGAUACACAUAUGCGGGAAUCAAUUACGGCCCAAGAACGGUUGAUGAUCACUCUGCGCUUUUUGGCAACUGGAGAGACAUUCACCGGCCUCCAGUUUGUGUUCCGCGUUUCCAAAUUGUCAAUAAGCUUGAUUGUGAGGGAUGUGUGUUCAGUCCUCAACGAGCAAUUACGGACCUAUGUAAAAGUAAGUGCUUGUUUUGUUAUUUAUUUAAACGGUAAUAUAGAGUAG